AUGCUAAUUUACAACGGUGAUGUUGAUACAGUUUGCAACUUCUUGGGUGAUGAAUGGUUUGUAUUGGAUUUUGCCAGAAUGAAUUCGUUUUUGCAAGACGAUAGAAGUGAAUGGUAUUACCAACAAGGUUUUAAUUUUCUGGCACAAAUUGGUGGUUAUCAUCAACACUUCUAUGGCAUAUAUGUCAACAUUGAUUAUGUUACGGUUAAGGGUGCUGGUCAUUUUGUUCCGUUAGACAGAGGAGGACCAUCCUUGCAGCUUCUCACUAAUUUUAUGAAAGAACAAAGCUACAAUACCACAAUGACAUACGAUAUAACUCCAAAGUCUCUCUACCCACAAUAUAGCAUUCCAAAACCAAAACAAAAAACACGUAAGGAAAGAGCACGUAUAUGGAAUUUGCCUGGUUUGACGUACAAAAUAAACUUUAGGCAGUAUUCUGGCUAUUUAAAAGGAGUAACUGGAAAUUAUUUACAUUACUGGUUUGUUUGCACAUCAAAUUUUACUUCUUGUUGAUA
Messenger RNA from Thelazia callipaeda (thelaziosis nematode), 515 nucleotides. The record is from the annotation of a GenBank genome assembly. NCBI's taxonomy places the organism in Eukaryota, Metazoa, Nematoda, Chromadorea, Rhabditida, Thelaziidae.